Molecule: messenger RNA, 219 nt
Organism: Colletotrichum spaethianum
Lineage: Eukaryota; Fungi; Ascomycota; Sordariomycetes; Glomerellales; Glomerellaceae
Exons: 1
Coding region: 1-219 (72 amino acids)
Source: RefSeq, a predicted model, not a curated record
AUGCCCUACCAGGAUACGCGAAAAGGCCAAGAUCAGGACCGCCUACAACCAGCGGUCAAGGUAUCACCUGGAACAAGCGGCCCCACAGCCGGCCCUAGGACCGGAAGCCCGGACCCGGCCGAACCCAAGGACGACACGACCAACACUGGACCGUCAAUCUCAGGAAGACCGACCAACCCGGAGCCGGUCCCUGACGAAGAAGGUCCAGAAAAGGCCUAA